Molecule: messenger RNA, 2516 nt
Organism: Hydractinia symbiolongicarpus
Lineage: Eukaryota; Metazoa; Cnidaria; Hydrozoa; Anthoathecata; Hydractiniidae
Product: protein O-linked-mannose beta-1,2-N-acetylglucosaminyltransferase 1-like
Exons: 9
Coding region: 266-2227 (653 amino acids)
Biological process (GO): protein O-linked glycosylation via N-acetylgalactosamine
Cellular component (GO): Golgi membrane
Molecular function (GO): beta-1,3-galactosyl-O-glycosyl-glycoprotein beta-1,3-N-acetylglucosaminyltransferase activity
Source: RefSeq, a predicted model, not a curated record
AACACGCCACGAGUAUGAAAAACACGUGCUGUUCAACACUUUCAACACAUAAUACAUUUUUUAUCUUUAAUUUUUUUAAGUACGACGUUGCUAGGUGAUAUUACAAUAACUACAGUCUCAUACUCGAAUAUUGAUGUGGGCUUCUGAAAAGACGAAUGAACUGCUUGUUUUUCGGUGGCUAAAAAAUUAAGCCAUUCACUUUGUCGAAAACUGUCUUUAAAGCUUUUUGUGUGGUAUACAUGUAUGAUGAAAAAAAUUACGUGUUAUGUAUACACGAAGUAAACCAUUUUCUCUACAUAUGAUCACUUGUCGACCCAGCCUAUACAGCAUGAACAAUCGAAGAUGCAACAUUCGUCGACGCGGAUGGACUGGAACGUUUUUACAAGCAAUCUUAAUAUGUGCAGCUUUUAUGUCUUUGUUACUCAAUGUCAUUCUUAUAUCACAAAGCAAGACAGAAAAUCACGAAGAAAAUACAAAGGAAAAAUUCGAACCAGUAAGAAGUAUCGAAAAGAGGGAGACAGUUCAUAAGAUGCCAGUGGGCAACAUCAGCAAUUCAGUUUCGUCUGGGAGCAACAUAAAGAUUGAGGUAAAAUCGAGUAAGAACGAAGUUUAUGUUUCUAUUGACGGUUUAAAAGUUUAUGAGAACAUUGGUGAUGAUGACAAAGGAAGAGGUAUUCAUGUUAUUGUUUUGAACGCAGCCACCGGAGUUGUGAUGGCAAAAAAAAUAUUUGACACGUAUUACCCUAAAGAACAUGAAGCGCUUGUACUGUUCCUCAACAUGCUUCAAGAUGGUCGAAUUGUUAUUUUUACGGUUAAGGACGAAGCAAGUCAAAGUCUUAAAAAACCUGGUAGAAACUCCAUAAAGAUGUUUGGAAGCCGUCUCAUAAAUGAGUUGGGUUGGCGAGACACGUGGGCGUUCAUUUCGAAGAAAAGAAACCAGUGGUUAGCAGAAUCACAUCAAAAAGCACCUUCGCUAGAAUCUUGGGGAGCACCAAUCAUAGUCCAAGCCACAGUGGCAUUGUUACAAAAAGAAAGAGAUUGUAAUUGGGGUGAUGAUAAAGUAGCUACUCGCAGAAAACAAUUUUGUGCGAAAUAUGAAGGUUAUGGUACAGUAUGCAGCUGUACUAACCCUGCUCCAAUCGACUUACGCGGUUCACCCUUACUUGGAAGCCGUGUUGCAAACCUCCCUAUUGCGGUUAUUGCUGCAAAUCGUCCUCAUUAUUUGUAUCGUAUGUUGAGAGGGUUGUUGACAACACCAGGUGUGGAUCCAAACAUGGUCACAGUUUAUAUUGAUGGAUUUUAUGAUGAACCUUCUGCUGUGGCAGAGUUGUUUCAAGUGUCUGUUGUUGAACACACACCGAUAUGCAGUAAAAAUUGUCGGAUCAGUCAGCACUACGUAAGGACUCUUCGAGAAACUUUUCACAAAUAUCCAAAAGCAGAGUUUAUGAUUAUCCUUGAAGAAGAUUUGGAUGUAUCAAAAGAUUUAAUGGAUUAUUUUAGUCAAUUACUACCUGUAUUAUCAUCAGAUGAAAGUGUGUACUGUAUUUCAGCAUGGAAUGAUCAGGGAUAUGAACACUCGUGUAAUGAUCCUUCAAUGUUGUAUCGUGUGGAAACUAUGCCAGGACUUGGUUGGGUGUUGAAAAAGAAGCUGUUUAAGGAAGAGUUAGAACCAAAUUGGCCAGGAAGCGAUAUGUACUGGGAUUGGGACAUGUGGAUGCGAACGGAUGGCAAUCGAAAAGGUCGCGAAUGCAUUAUACCUGACAUUUCACGUACUUAUCACUUUGGCGCGAAAGGUUUAAAUAUGAACAGCUUUUUUCAAGAUGCUUAUUUCACAAAACAUGCUCUGAACACGAAAACUGGUAUCAAAUUUGAUAUUAACAAAGUUCGGAAAGACGUCUAUGAUGAAGAUAUGCACAAAAUGAUUAAGGAAGCAGAACUUCUUGAUCAUUCCAAGAACCCCUGUUCACAGGAAGACUUUAUUCCAGAGACAAAAGGACACACUUAUGUCUUUUACAUAAAACAAGAAAAGUCCGGUGAUUAUGAAACGUGGAUUAACGUAGCUAGAUGUUUCAAAUUAUGGGAUUUAGACGUUCGUGGAUUUCAUAAACAAAUGUGGAGAUUUUGGAUUAAAGAGAAUAGAAUAUUUGUUGUCGGUACCAGUUCUCCGUAUGUUAUCUACAAACCUGAACACGUGACUCCUAUUUUUAUUCCAAAGAAGAAGAACUAGCAUUGCAUAAAUAGAUAGCAAAUUAUCGAAUUUUUUAAAGACAUUAAAUUUCAUGUCGAACAAGAAACUGUUUUAUUGAUUGAUUGGUUUAUAUUUCCACCGAACCAUGAUGUUAUGGGGAGGUACAACCUGUCCAACUCUGUUCGAAGUGAUUAUUUUUUAAAUAUUGCUGUAUGUCAGAAGAAACAAAGAAACCUCGAGACGAGGUUUACCUCAUUCGUUCCCAAUUUUAUUUUAAUUAGAUAGUUGUUAUAUAAAGAUGUAAAAUUAAAGAGAGUUUGGAACCAAA